Messenger RNA from Lathyrus oleraceus (garden pea), 756 nucleotides. RefSeq lists its product as uncharacterized. Bases 1 to 756 code for a protein of 251 amino acids. NCBI's taxonomy places the organism in Eukaryota, Viridiplantae, Streptophyta, Magnoliopsida, Fabales, Fabaceae. The transcript has 3 exons. The record is from RefSeq and is a predicted model, not a curated record.
AUGUUAGAAACCCAGAUCUCCCAAGUAGCCCAACAACAAGCCACAAUAGCAGCCUCAACUGGAGCAUAUCCUGGUCAACCUCAACCAAAUCCAAAAGGCCACGCUAACGCUAUCACACUUCGGAGUGGAACAAAAUUAGAUGAACCAAUUGAUCCCAGAAUCCAAAACCUGACCAUGCAUCAAAAUUCCGGUAAGGGAUCCGAAAAGGUAAACGAACCAACCAAGGAUGGAAAGAAAGACGAGAGCGAAGCCAUUACACAAAUGCCUUCGUAUGCUAAAUUCCUUAAAGGGAUUUUAUCCAACAAGAAAAAUCUUGAGGAUGAUGAAACCGUUAUGCUUACUGCAGAAUGCAGCGCUAUCAUUCAAAACAACAUGCCUCAUAAACUAAAAGACCCUGAUAGUUUUUCCAUACCAUGUGUAAUCAGAAAGUUUAUCAUAGACAAAGCUUUAUGCAAUUUAGGAGCCAAUGAGGAUUCCCAUAUCCCUAUUAUCUUAGGAAGUCCCUUUUUAGCCACAACCGGAGCCAUCAUAGAUGUGAAGAAAGGAAGGCUAACAUUCGAAGUCGGAGAAGAAAAGGUUAAAUUUCUCUUAGCUAAAUUCCUACAAGCACCAGCUAUAGACGAAUCAUGUUAUUUCUUAGACGUCAUCGAUGAAUGUGUGAAAGAAAUGGAUAAGGAAUCAUUUAAGUAUACUGAAGUACUGAAGAUUCCAACACCUCCUAUAUUCGAAGCGAUGAAUAAAGUGAGCCAUAAGUAG